CGUGACGGUGAGCACGGGGGCAGGAAGUCACGGACGUGCCGUGUCCUGUGUCGUGCGUGUGUCGUAUCCUGUAGUCUCGGGUAGUGACACGUGGCGAUUGGCCAGUCGUUGUGAGGAGCGGAUAUGGCAACGACGGGCCAAAAGGUGAAGUACAUCUUGUCUCAGCGUGCGUACGUAAAACUCGUUCUUCACGCUUUCAAGUAUCAAUCUCUAGCCGUGAACGGGGUUUUGAUCGGACGGCUGAGGAAUGCUGGCGAUGGCGGCGAAUCUGCAGAUCCUAAGGGUAAUCGUGAAGUGGUUGUUGAGGAUGCCGUGCCAUUGUUCCACGGCCAGCUGGCGCUUUUACCGAUGCUGGAGCUGGCUCUAAUGCAGAUCGAGUCGUAUGCAUCAACUGAGAAUUUGAGCAUUGUGGGCUAUUAUCAUGGGAAUGAGCGCUACGAUGACGUCGACUUUGGCAAUGUGGGCAGCAGGAUCGCAGCGAAGAUUGCGGAUUAUUUCCCUGAUGCGUGCGCUCUUCUG
Chara braunii is the source of this 519-nucleotide messenger RNA. NCBI's taxonomy places the organism in Eukaryota, Viridiplantae, Streptophyta, Charophyceae, Charales, Characeae. The record is from the annotation of a GenBank genome assembly.